AAACGCACUACCCGUGAGCAGCCGCAGGUACCGCAGCUCCACACAGCACAUACAUGACAGAGGCAAACGCAGUGUUAUAGACUUUAUUUACCUGAAGGAUUAAAUAUGAACCUCCAGCCGCGGUCCAACCCGAGCCCGGGCUGAAGAGCCGAGUCCCCGUGAAGAGUCCCGGAGGAGAGUCCCAGAGGAGAGUCCCAGAGUAGAGUCCCGGAGCAGAGCCGUGUCCCCCAGCAGAGCUUAGUCCCGGGGAGAGCGGAGAAGAGCGGGGGAAAGCAGGAGCAGAGACGGCGGAGGAGCUGCGGCCUGCGGCUCAGAGCAGCUGACGGCCCCGGUGGCUCCGCGCUGGACCGGAGCCUCCACAGACCUCCCCCCAUCCCUUUCCUGUUCCCUCCUGAUUCCGCUCCGGGAGAGUCCACACCUGAAUCAUCGCCAAAAUAGCCGGGCCGGGCAGAAAGAGGCAACCCUCGGAUUCAGAGCCCAGCAGCGGAAGUGAGAGCGGCGACGGGCGGCCGGUCAGCGCCAAGUGCCCCAAGAUGGACGCCAGCGCAGGAGAAGGAGGAGGGGGCAGUGGAGGAGGCCGAGCCCAGCAGAGAGGUGGGCCCCUGGACAGAGCUGGCCCCCUGGACCACAGCUCUAGCAAAAAGAAACACAAAGAUCGAGUAAACCAGGAGAGUCGAGAGGCCAAGAGAGCGACCGCCACAGAGAGGGUCAUUGCAGAGGUCAAGAAAGAUGUGUUUGUGGACUGGAAGCAGAAUGCCAAUGAUGUAAUCGUGCGUCUGCGUUGUGGAGAUGGCGUCCAGAGCGCUGACGACGUGAGCAGCAGCUUCAGCGACACUCACGCUCUGGUCAGCUUCCCUGACGGCCGUGAGUGGAGCUGCUGCCUACAGGAGGAGAUUGAAGCCUCGUGCAGCCGAGUGCAGUACAAAGAGAAGGCGGGACUCCUGCACCUGGUCAUGCACAAAAAGAUCCCCUUCCACAUCUGGCCCUCACUCAUGUCCAAUAAAAAGAAGGAGGCUGUGCAGAACCAGCCCAAUGUUCUGAAGAAGCCCAAGUCCACUGGGCCCUUAGAGAAGAAUAGAGUGUCCCAGGCUAAAGCCCCGUCUCCUGCCCACAAUCAAGCCCAACCCAACCAGACCCACAAUAACCAAACCCAACCUAACCAGACCCACAACAACCAAACCCAACCCAACCAGACCCAACAGAACCAGACCCACACCAACCAAACCCAACCCAACCAGACCCAACAGAACCAAACCCGCUCCAGUGAGCAGAAGAGCAGCAGUAAGUCUGAUCGUAAACGUGUCCCUCAGCCCGGAGCAGACUCAACUGAAAAGACCAGGACAAACAGUGACAGCCCAGGCCUCGGUGAUAAUAAGACUGUAUCAGAGCUCACAGGGUCUAUGGAGUCCACAGAGUCCAUAGACCCCACAGCCCCUCCUUUGCACCUGCACCUGCCCACUGGAUGGAGCACACAAACACAGGAGGAACACACGCAUCUGCCUGAAGACUCCUCCCACAACAACACUCAGGGAUUAGAAGCUCCAAACCAGGACCUGGAGAUGAGGACCUCCCCAUCACCUCCAGGGGGCACAGAGCAAACAGAAGCUGUCAGUGCAGACCAGCAGAGGGAGCCAGACAGAGAGGUAGGGUCAGAGGUUACAGAGGACAGAGGAGACUGUGAGGAGGAGAAGAGCGACCAAUGCAAAGAAGAGCCGGUGGACACACUCAGACAAGAAGCACCGGAGCAGAUGGUGACGCUGCAGCUGGUGAAGAACGACUCGUACGAGAAAGGCACUGAUUUGAUGGUGGUGAACGUUUAUAUUAAAGGAGUGUGCAGAGAAUCAGCCAGAGUCAUAUUCAGAGAACAGGACUUUACACUCAUCUUUCAGACAAGUGACACAAACUUCCUGCGACUUCACUCGGGCUGUGGACCCAAUACAGUGUUCAGGUGGCAGGUCAAACUCAGGAACCUGAUUGAGCCGGAGCAGUGCACAUACUCGUUCACUCCGUCUCGUCUGGACAUCGCUCUGAAGAAGAGACUCAGUCAGCGCUGGGGAGGUCUAGAGGCUCCAACCACACAAGGUGCAGUGGGGGGUGCAAAGGUCGCUGUGUCCUCUGGCCCUGCGUGUUUGGAAAAGAGCCAGCCAGGCAGCAGCCAGCACAGCCUACCCCCAUCAGAAGAACCUCCUCGGGGAGGAGAGGAUACGCCCAAGACCCCCAAAGCUCCAGCGAGAGGGGAGGACAGCGGACUGGACACUGUGGCUCCUCGCUCUGAACAUGUAUCUCUGAAGAGCGAGCAGGCUGUUACCACGCCCAAGCCCACGUGCAUGGUCCAGCCCAUGUCCCAUUCCCCUGCGGUCAGCGAGGCUCGAGAGGAAGAGGAGGAGAGGAAGGUCUGUCUGCCUGGAUUCACUGGGCUGGUCAACUUGGGCAACACCUGCUUCAUGAACAGCGUCAUCCAGAGUCUGUCCAACACCAGGGAGCUCAGGGACUACUUUCACGACCGAGCAUUUGAGUCUGAGAUAAACUGUAAUAAUCCGCUGGGGACGGGGGGCCGACUCGCCAUCGGGUUUGCGGUGCUGCUCCGAGCUCUGUGGAAAGGCACGCACCACGCCUUCCAACCGUCUAAACUCAAGGCGAUCGUGGCGAGCAAAGCGAGUCAGUUCACGGGUUAUGCGCAGCACGACGCUCAGGAGUUCAUGGCCUUCCUGUUGGAUGGACUUCACGAGGAUCUGAACCGGAUUCAGAACAAACCCUACACUGAGACUGUGGACUCUGAUGGCCGCCUGGAUGAGGUGGUGGCGGAGGAGGCCUGGCAGAGACACAAAAUGAGGAAUGACUCCUUCAUCGUGGAUCUGUUUCAGGGACAGUUUAAGUCUAAGCUGGUCUGUCCCACCUGCUCCAAGGUGUCCAUCACCUUUGACCCCUUUCUGUACCUGCCUGUGCCGUUGCCUCAGAAACAGAAGGUGCUGUCGGUUUUUUACUUCGCAAAAGAGCCGCAUAAAAAACCUGUCAAGUUCCUGGUGAGUGUGAGCAAAGAGCACUCGAGCACAGCAGAGGUUCUGGAGUCCAUCUCUCGCAGCGUCAGGGUCAAAGUCGAGAACCUGCGUCUGGCCGAGGUGGCUAAGUGCCGGUUCCAGCGUAUGCUUCUGCCCUCUCACUCCCUGGACACUGUGUCUGCUUCAGACAUGUUGUUCUGCUUCGAGGUGCUCUCCAGAGACCUGGCCAAAGAGAGAGUGGUGGAGCUCCGCGUUCAUCAGAAACUCCAAGUCCCCAACAUUCCCAUUUCAAAGUGUGCUGCGUGUCUGAAGCCUCCUGUGUCUGAGGAUGACAAACUGAAGAGAUGCACUCGCUGUUACCGCGUUGGAUACUGCAACCAGGUGUGUCAGAAAACCCACUGGCCCAAUCACAAGGCUCUGUGUCGACCACACACGGAGCUGGUGGGACUGCCCUUCCUCAUCAGUGUCCCAGAGUCGAGACUGACCACAUCCCGCCUCACACAGCUGCUGCAGGGCUUUUCCAGGUUUUCAGUGAAUGUGUUCCAGCCUCCGUUCCAGUCGGGACGCUUGUCUCCAGAGAGCUCCCAAUGUCGCUCUGACCUGCCCCCGCUGUCACUGCCCUCAGAGGGGUCAGAGGACGAGGCCAUGGGCGAGAGCUCCGGAGAACCAGGAGAACCAGGCGAGGCCGAGGAGCAGGUGGAGUGUGCCCAGGCCUCAGCGCUGCACUCUGGGGACACACAGCCCCUCUCCUCUCCCUCCACCAUCACAGACUCUGGGGUCUCUGAGCUCAGCUCCUCUGCCUCCUGCUGCUCUGACCCCCAUGCUGAGAAGGAGACAUCAUGUGAGAAGGCAGUCAGGCCAGAAGCGGCUGUCACUGGAUACCAGCACUCGAGUGAGGGUCUGUCGGGGCAGAGUCAGUUCUACAUCUCCCUCCUGGACUCCAACAAUAAGGAGCAGAAGCUGGAGGACAGAGAGGACAGUCUCCUGGAGCUGUCUGAGGACUGCACUCUGGAGCUGGUGUGGAAGAAUAACGAGCGUCUGAAGGAAUAUGUUCUGGUGAGCUCCAGAGACCUGGAGUUUGAGGAGGACCCCGGCUCCCUGAGCGAGACUUCCCGAGCCGGACACUUCAGUCUGGAGCAAUGCCUCAAUCUGUUCACCAGACCGGAGGUGCUGGCUCCAGAGGAGGCCUGGUACUGUCCCAAGUGUCAGCAGCACCGAGAGGCCUCCAAACAGCUUCUCCUGUGGCGUCUGCCCAACGUCCUGAUCAUCCAGCUCAAACGCUUCUCCUUUAGGAGUUUCAUCUGGAGAGACAAGAUCAACGACAUGGUGGACUUCCCUGUCAGGAACCUGGACCUGAGUAAGUUUUGCAUCGGUCAGAAGGACGAUCUGCAGCAGCCCCCCGUGUAUGACCUGUACGCUGUGAUCAACCACUAUGGAGGUAUGAUCGGAGGACACUACACAGCCUACGCACGUCUGCCCAGUGACAAGAACAGCCAACGCAGCGACGUUGGUUGGCGUCUGUUUGACGACAGCACUGUCACCAUGGUGGAGGAGUCUCAGGUGGUGACGCGUUAUGCCUACGUCCUGUUCUAUCGCCGUAGAAACAGCCCCGUGGAGCGACCGCCAAGAGUGCCCCGCCCACUCGGAGCAGAGUCGCCCACAGCUGCAGGAGCGGCUGCUAGCCAGGCCGCUCUGAUUUGGCGAGAGUUGGAGGAAGAUGAGGGUCUGCGCAGACGGCCGAGGGGCCGAGAGGCCAUGCGCAGGGUCCCCAGGAGCCGCAGGGACCCACACCUGUCACAGCACCUGUCAGACCACCUGUCAGACCAGGACGACGACUGGACCAGAUACCUGCUCCUCGCCACCAUCGCCGCCAUGCUUGGCCUCAUCAUCAACAUGUUCUACUCCCUGCUCCACAGGGGGCCCUGGGUCUGAACCUGGACUCAACCAAGACUAGACCAGGGUCUAAACCAGGACGAAAUCAGACUAAAUCAGACUAAAUCACGGUCCACUCCCUGCUCCACAGGGGGCCCUGGAUCUGAGCCAGGACUAAACUGGGUCUGGACCAGGGAGUAGGCCAGUAACAUGUAGUCAGUCAAAGUAGGACGAAACCAGGACUGAACCAGGACUGAACCAGGACUAAACCAGGACUAAAGCGAGUUCUUAACCAGGACUAGGUCUGCAACAUGUAGUGGACUGAACCAGGACUGAACCAGGACUGAACCAGGACUGAACCAGGACUGAACCAGGACUGAACCAGGACUGAACCAGGACUGAACCAGGACUGAACCAGGACUACGGCAAGGUCUAAACCAGGGACUAGACAUGUAGCAUGUAGCGGACUGAAGCAGGACUGAAAGCGGGUCUCUGAAGCCCUGGAGCUGACCUGCGAAGCCUAUGCAUGUGUCCCCCUUUAACUUUUUGCACCUUUAUAUUUAUGCAAUGCACCAGGACUGUUCUGAGGCUGAGGCAGUUUUAACACUGUCUCAGACUAAAAAGAACUUUAUCUUUGUCUUAAACAUAAAGAUUCUCUGCACAAGGAUCGUGGUCAGAUCAUGUGUUUUUGGUGCUCGCCUUUAAACGCAGCGUCAGAUGAAGUCUGUUCUCAAUCUUUAGAUUAUUUUAGACUUUACAUAAAAACUGAAGUAAACUUAGAUAAUGGCAUGUUCAGAACACUAAACGUUGAUGAGGUCAGCACACUGCAAAACAUCUGCGAGUUUUAAAUAAAUUCAGACUUAAACUGGAUUUGAUCAAUUUGUUGUUUUUAUUAUGAAGCAUAUUUUUACUACAAAAACCUUGAAAUUGGUUUGGGUCAUAAAAUAUAUUUAAAUAUUAUUAAACACAAAUAUAAAAUAUAUUCAAACACAAAGAAAUAUGUUGAAAUCUAUUUUAAAACAUUUGUCAAAAUGAUGAUGAAUUGAUAUAAUUUUAAUGAAACAUGUGAUUUUUGUUUUAAAGCCAUAUUUUAAACGUCUCUCAGGAGCUGACACUACAAAACAUCUCCACGAUCUGUGCUCUGUUACCUCAGUUCCCUUUUAUUAUUUAAAUUCAACAGGUUGAGGAGGAAAGGCUCAAAUCCAGGUCCUAUCUAUAAACCCAAACUUGUCCAAUCAAUAUUUUUUAUUAAUUUCUAGCCAUUUUUUUCAGGGCGUCACAGUUGUGUGAGAAUUUUUAAUACCUAUAUACAUUAUAAAUGUAAGCUCUUGUUCUGAUCUGUCCAAAGACGUUGUUGAAUGUUUUGAACUCAGGGAGGCGCUGCAGCACGUAUUUGGAGCCUUAAUGUUUUUCGCCUUAUGCAAUUGUCUAUUCAUGUAAAACUUAUGAAUAUGCACACCUGUAAUUAGGGCAGGGCCAUGUGCUGAUAGGGCAGGGCCGUGAUUGGGCAGGUCUGUGUGGUCAUGGGGCGGGGCCAUGUAGUGUAGGGUGGGGGCAUGCGGUCAUAGAGCGGGGCUAUGUGAUCAUCUUUGAUGAUCUGAUAUUUUGAGCAAAUUGUCAAAAUGCAAUUCCUUAUUUCUCAUUUUAAAGCUGCUGUCUGCUCAAACACAGAUGGUUCUAUUGGUCACCUCUGUAAGGCUCUGAGUGAGUGACAGCUAGAUUUAACCAAUCACAGUGAAGUGUGAACAUUCAGAAGAAGCAGAUGUCUUUAUUUACCUCUUUAAAGGUCCUAUAUUACACAAAAUGGACCCACAUACCUGGAGUCAUUCACACGUUUAACUCUUUAGUAACACUUUAUUAUUAGUCUGUCUACAUCUCCAAAGCUCAAAAUGCUCUGUUUCACCUUGUGAUGUCAUGAAGUGGUAGUUUUUAAGUUAACAGCCCCUUUUACCUUUAGUUCAGUAGAGAUUGGCAACUCCAGGUCUGAAAUUAUUCAAAUGAUUCUAGUGAAGGUGUGUGGAGUUUAAAAACACAGUGGAGCACUUCCUGUAUUACCACAUGACAUCACAAGGUGGAACAGAGUGUUUUCAGUUUGAGAGAAGAACUCGGCCUAAAUAUACAGGGUUUGAGUGUUAAACAUGUGUGAAUGAAACAAAACACAGCCCCAGGUCUGUUUGUGACGAGGAAACAUCAGGUCAGAGGUCAGAGUCACAUGGGCAUUUAAAGGUAAUAGUAAAACACAAAUUUUACAUGAAUCAUGACCAAACUGAAAUUUGUGUUUUUUAUCUUUUGCCAUAUCACCCCCUGCUCUCUAUAAUGAUCAUAUCGCCCCCUGCUGCCUGUAAUGAUCAGCCUUAUUUUUUGGUAAAUCGUGUGCUGUUGAAUGAACUGUGGAAGCUAAAAUAUUCUUGUAACUAUAAUAAUGAUUUUAAUGGUUUUAAAUGUCUAUAAAAGUACUGUAAUGAUCCUGCAAUCAUGUCAAACUGUAAUACCUCCAUGAACGUGGAAAUAAAAUGUUUUCUUUUUCUUUUG
Molecule: messenger RNA, 7403 nt
Organism: Periophthalmus magnuspinnatus
Lineage: Eukaryota; Metazoa; Chordata; Actinopteri; Gobiiformes; Gobiidae
Gene: usp19
Product: ubiquitin specific peptidase 19
Exons: 27
Coding region: 534-4931 (1465 amino acids)
Biological process (GO): protein deubiquitination
Molecular function (GO): cysteine-type deubiquitinase activity
Source: RefSeq, a predicted model, not a curated record